GGGAAACUUUUUAUUGGCUUUACCGUGUUGCUCAAGAUAUACAUGUGAGGUUGGUCCUUUUUAACUCAUUAAAUAAAAGCUAAAUUGUUCAUGCUUUUAUCGGCAGGCCAAAAACAAAAGUAGAUAGGGAAACAGAACCCUCGAGACCGUUCUCUUAACACUAUAAAUACGCAUCAUCAUAUCAAGUAACAAACAUAAAAACAUAGAUACGAGUAACUAUUAUACACAACAAAACAGGAUUGAAACCACCAAAAGACCAAUCAUACUCAUGGCCCCCAUUCAACGCACUUUCUCGGAUAUCUCACACCAAAUAUCCACAGACAAUACUCUAACAAAAGAACCAACUCCAACCGCAAGUGCAACCACAACAACUUUGUUGUCCUUAGCAGCGAUAUCCGAAGUGGAAGAUGCAAAGUGCGAGUGUUGUGGCAUGUCUGAAGAGUGCACACCAGAGUAUAUAAGCCGCGUGCGUUCAAAAUUCUCAGGGAAGCUGAUUUGCGGGCUGUGUUCAGAAGCGGUGGAGCAAGAGAUGGAGAAGAUGAACAACAGCGAGUUAGUGGUGGAGAAGCGCCGUGAGGAGGCAGUGAAGGCACACAUGAGCGCAUGUGCGCGGUUCAACAGGCUAGGCCGGAGUUAUCCGGCCUUGUUUCAAGCAGAAGCAGUUAAGGAAAUUCUCAAAAAGAGGUCUAAGACGAUGGUUAGACCCACCAAGCCUGAAAAAGGUGGUCUCGCCAGGAGCUCUAGCUGCAUGCCUGCUUUGGCUAAGGAGCUAAAAGAUCGUGCUUUGGUUAAUUAGUUUACUCAUAUACGCACGUUACGUUUAUGUAUGUUUUUCGAUAAAGCCGUGCGUAUAUGUUACUAUGUUCAUAUAAAGAUACAAAGUUACACGUAGAGAGGGAGAAGGGUGUUAACUUAGUUAUGUGUACGUAGUAAAGAAACUGAUGGAAGUAAACCGUGUAAUGUUUUUUUUCCCCCGUGUGAUGUAUAAUUAAAAGUUUUUUUUUUUUUGAAUAUGUAUAAUUGAAAGUUCGUUUCUCACUCU
Brassica rapa (field mustard) is the source of this 1042-nucleotide messenger RNA. RefSeq lists its product as uncharacterized. NCBI's taxonomy places the organism in Eukaryota, Viridiplantae, Streptophyta, Magnoliopsida, Brassicales, Brassicaceae. The record is from RefSeq and is a predicted model, not a curated record.